UGUUUGUUUAAAGCGGUCUUUUUAGUCGUCCGCAGAUGUCCCUAGACUGUUGCUCAUAUCAUCUAUACUAUCACAUACCAUUGAUAAUAGAUCUAUUCUCAAUGCUUGUACACUUUUGUGUUCAGACACCGGCUUUUUCUGGCUGCUAACAAUCAGUGCUAAUCUCAAAUAUUGUCAGUAAUUCAGACAACAGUGGCAUUAAAAAGCCACGAGCAUUUCGUCAUGACUCGUGUAUUUUGCGUGUGGUGCAUCCGCUCUGUUGUCCCCAAUUUCAAGCAACACUUCGUAAAUCAUCUCCUGGUCGGCAAUCGAGGGUUUGGUGUUGAUAGUCAUUCUCUGGUUUACAACGACGAGGUGACGGAAGCCAAGAAAAACGAUCGCCCCAUUGUUGCCUUGGAAUCGACCAUAAUUACACAUGGAAUGCCUUAUCCUGAUAAUAUAGAAACCGCCUUACGAGUUGAAGAUAUAAUCAGAAAGCAGGGAGCAUGUCCUGCAACAAUUGGUAUUUUGGGUGGAAGAGUAUGCGUAGGUAUUGACCAAAAUGGAUUGGAGAAACUUGCUUCAACGGAAAGCGCAAAGACUGUGAAAUGUUCACGAAGAGACUUCCCCUUUGUUAUUGCAAAUAGGCUUAACGGGGGGACUACAGUCAGCGGAACGAUACUGGUUGCAAAUCUUGCUGGUAUCAAGAUUAUGGCUACAGGGGGUAUUGGCGGGGUACAUCGAUUUGCUGAAACAACAUUUGAUAUCAGUGCUGAUCUAAUAGAGCUAGGACGUACACCAGUCGCAGUUGUUUGUGCUGGCGUAAAGGCUAUUCUUGAUAUUCCCAAGACUCUAGAGUUCUUAGAAACUCAAGGAAUACCUGUGGUGACUAUAGGAGAAGAAAAAACAUUUCCUGCCUUUUAUUGUCGCAAGACUGUUGAUAAUAUCCAAUCCCCUUAUCAAGUUUCAACUCCGGAGGAUGCAGCAAGUCUUGUCAAAGCACAAAGAGAGCUUGCAUUUGCUGGUGGAAUAUUGUUGGCAGUACCAAUACCUCUGGAACAUAGUCUCGAUCCUGCAGAAGCCGAAGCUGCAAUACACGAAGCCUUGAAGGAUGCUGCCCAGAAAAAUAUUAAAGGGAAAGAUACUACUCCGUUUCUUCUACAGAGGCUCAACGAACUUACUGCUGGAAAAUCUCUUCAUUCUAAUAAAGUGCUUAUCGAAAAUAAUGCCAGAGUCGCGGCAAAGAUCGCGGUUCAUUUAUCCGUGCGGAAGAUCGAAGAUAAUCGAAGCACGAGCGUUCAGUCCACCGUAGACGUUAAGAAGACCGGGCCUAUAGUUAUUGGUGGAGCAAUUUUUGAUACAAUAGUUCAGUUGACCGAGCCAACGAUAAAUAUGUUUGACGGAGGAACGCACAAUGGAACGAGCCGUGAGAGUUGUGGAGGUGUUGGCCGAAAUGUAGCUGCUGCACUGAUCAAUUUGGGAAUUAAGAAAACGCGAUUGUUAUCCGUUGUUGGAGACGACGCUGCAGGGAAGACUUUAAGAGAAAGUCUUAGAGGCGGGGAUGAAAUGGUUGAAGUUCUCAAAGAUGUUAACACUGCAAGAUAUAUGGCGCUGGUCGACAUCCACGGAGAAUGUCAAUUUGGGGUUGGUGAAAUGAUGGCUCAUAAAAAAAUUAGUCCAAGCCUCAUACGAAAAUAUAAGUCCCAGCUGGGAAAGGCAACUAUACUUGUAUUGGAUGGGAAUCUCCCUUUGGAAACAUUAUCAGAAGUCUUCAAUAUCUCUGCCCAAUUCAAUAUUCCAGUGUGGUACGAACCAACAGACGCGAGGAAGGCAACAAAGAUUUUUCAAAAUAACGAACACUGGAAAAGUCUGCUACACUUUGUUUCCCCCAACCAAAAUGAGUUGUUGGCCAUUGCUAGAUACUUGGAAAUUCCUGUACCUAGUGACUCUUCAAGUCUUAAUAUAGACACAGUUAAGAAUAUUACUGAGAAGGUGGCGGAACACAUUCCAGUUGUUUUGACAACACUUGGGUCUCAAGGGCUUCUGGUAUCUAGAAAAGCAACAAAUACAGAUCCCUUUUACGAUGAGAAUGGCCACCUUGUGCUACAAGAGACCAAAGUUCAAACACGACUAUAUUCUGCUAUUUCUCCAUCUGGAGGUAACCAAAAAAACAUAGUUAGUGUCAGUGGCUGCGGAGAUUGUCUUGCUGCAGGCGUAAUUUUUGGUAUUGAACAAGGAUGGGGUGAAGCCAAGUGCUUGAAACUAGCCCUCCAAGCUGCAUCGCUCUCUCUUGUAUCCCACGAUUCUGUUCCAGCAACACUUUCAACCAUUGCCAUGUCGUUGAAAUCUAGUUGAUGCAUCAAUAGAACCCCCAAUGAAUUCUGCGUAUGUGAGAUGGCAAAUCUUUUGUAUUUUUUAAAUGAUCUACGGAUUUUUAUGGCAUCUUUCGAAUAGGCGUGGCUUGAAUAUCAGUCCUCUGGUGGCUAAAAUAUGAAAUACUACAGAUAGGCUCCUACGAAUGUUUACGACUAUUCCUCCGUAGUUUAAAUGGUAUUUUUACUUAUUGUUAGACAGAUCUAUUCAUGUUUCAAUAACUACGAAUUAAACAAUGCGUGUGUCAAUUCAAGAAAUUUGUCCUUUCGUCAAUGUAACACCUCAAAGCAGGAAUUUUACGGGCGGUGAGAACAUCAUUAAUAGGGCUCUUGUUAAACUGCGGUAAGGUUACUACAAUACCUAAUUGCUUGAUCCAUUUCUCGAUUUUCAAAAGCUUACCUAUUUUUCUAAAUUUAACCUAUGCAUUUAAACGAUCGAGUUCUUCUUAUUUGUAACAAUGACUACACUUUCAUUUUUUCGAGGAAAAUUGAAAAAACGCACCGUAUCAUUUUUGCACUGAACUCUAUACUAAACUGGAACGCGCGCGAGCCUAUAUUUCGUGUAGCGACCUACGGUGAGAGAGAGAUAGUUGUAUUUGGUGUCGAACGCACUUGUCUAAUAUAUAGGAACUAUCUUACAUAAAAACAUUGACUAUCAGAGCAGAAAAUGGUGUUUAACACUCAUGUAAAUACUGAACUUUAGAGUUUAAUUUAAAAAAAUUGAUUGCCAAAUUUACUGGGAAAGUGGUACGAGAAUCGACGAGAUUGCUUCAAUGAUACAAUGAUUGAAGAUACAAUGUUAAUUUUUCGAUUUUUUAUGGCUAAAAAUAGCGUAGACCCCACUUGUAAAUAAUUACCGAAAAUCUAUGAAAUCUACAAUCUAUUUCUAUGAUCACUAAAGCUCGGUGCACACGACGCUUUUUUUGCGGCUGGAUUGCUUGCUAGAUUUGCCGCUGGGAUCGAAGUUGGCAGCGGUGCUGAUUGUGAGUGCUAUGACGUUGAGUGUAGAUGCUAUGAUGACUUCCCUGCGAGAUUGGCUUCACACUGCUUGCCGUUAUGCGCGUUGGCUGUGCUGUGGCUAUUAAACUGAUUCCUUAAGCUGUGGAAUUUGUUUGAACAGUCUUUUGCCGUCAAACACUGCUCUUCUUUGUAUGCGUGUAUUAGGACGUUUAUUUGCUCCGAAGACUACUUUGGAGCCAUUGAUUAAUAUUUCAAUUAACGAAAAACCGCGAAAAAUAUUAUGAUCUUUUCACUUUACGAGUAUCACACAGUGUAAACAUUCCUGUCGUAAGCGACCAAUCCGGGCUCAGGGAUACACCAGAAAUGUUUACAAUGGAAAGCUGCCAUUCAAUCUCGCAAGCAAGCCAUAAAAGAAAAUAGCAACACAAUCUAUCACCGAAAUCUAGCACGCGAGCACGCUUCGGAGCCAGCAGUGACGUCACUUUCUUGCCGCGCAGCCAGCAGAGUAGCCAUCCUGGGUCCUCGCAAGCAAUCCAGCAGCAAAACAAGCGUCGUGUGCACCGGGCUUUACAACCAUACACAUAACAAUAUAUUACUUUUACUAGGUGUUGAUGGGAAUUUCGUUUUGAUAGAUUAAAAAUGUUCCUAUAAGUUGACGAAAAUAAUUUUGAGCUUUAUAAAAAUACAAUAAUUAUGAAAACAGUUGAAA
Messenger RNA from Athalia rosae (coleseed sawfly), 4020 nucleotides. Its product is annotated as pseudouridine-5'-phosphate glycosidase. Lineage: Eukaryota; Metazoa; Arthropoda; Insecta; Hymenoptera; Athaliidae. The transcript has 11 exons. Gene Ontology annotation, molecular function: pseudouridylate synthase activity. The record is from RefSeq and is a predicted model, not a curated record. The coding region runs from base 223 to 2334 and encodes 703 amino acids.